Condylura cristata (star-nosed mole) is the source of this 1764-nucleotide messenger RNA. RefSeq names its product membrane-associated ring finger (C3HC4) 3, E3 ubiquitin protein ligase (gene MARCHF3). Gene Ontology annotation, molecular function: ubiquitin-protein transferase activity; zinc ion binding. NCBI's taxonomy places the organism in Eukaryota, Metazoa, Chordata, Mammalia, Eulipotyphla, Talpidae. Bases 236 to 997 code for a protein of 253 amino acids. The record is from RefSeq and is a predicted model, not a curated record. The transcript has 5 exons. Gene Ontology annotation, biological process: protein ubiquitination.
CGCGCUCCAGGCGGCUGCUGAGCCAGGGCUGCCGCCGGGCUUGCCCUGCUUCUUCUGAGGUACCAGACCAAGUCAAUGUGCCCCGGUGCGCUGGGGCCAGAACAGCCGCCAGUCGGGGCAACUUGGGAUUCGGUACCCGCACCAGGGGCGUCGGUUUGCUACCUGGACUCCGCGCGAAGGAUGGAAAUUCUGUAGAAUGUGGAAGCCAUUAGCAGAGUAAUUGCUGUCUGUUACCAUGACAACCAGCCGCUGCAGUCACCUGCCUGAAGUGCUGCCAGACUGCACCAGCUCAGCUGCGCCUGUGGUGAAGACCGUGGAGGAUUGUGGCAGCCUAGUGAAUGGGCAGCCACAGUAUGUCAUGCAAGUUUCAGCCAAGGACGGGCAGCUGCUGUCAACAGUAGUUCGGACUCUUGCCACCCAGAGCCCCUUCAAUGACCGGCCAAUGUGCAGGAUCUGCCACGAGGGUAGCAGCCAAGAGGACUUGCUUUCUCCGUGUGAAUGUACGGGGACCUUGGGGACAAUUCAUCGGAGCUGCCUGGAGCACUGGCUGUCAUCCUCAAACACCAGCUACUGUGAACUCUGCCACUUCAGGUUUGCAGUGGAGCGCAAACCCAGGCCUUUAGUGGAGUGGCUCAGAAACCCAGGCCCCCAGCAUGAGAAGCGGACUUUGUUUGGAGACAUGGUGUGCUUCUUGUUCAUCACCCCCCUGGCCACCAUCUCAGGCUGGCUCUGCCUUCGGGGCGCCGUGGACCACCUGCACUUUAGUAGUCGGCUCGAAGCCGUCGGACUGAUUGCACUCACUGUCGCACUCUUCACUAUUUACCUCUUUUGGACACUAGUGUCAUUUAGGUACCACUGUCGAUUGUACAAUGAAUGGCGUCGGACCAAUCAGAGGGUGAUUCUCCUCAUUCCAAAGUCUGUCAACGUACCUUCUAACCAGCAGUCCUUGCUGGGCCUCCAUUCUGCCAAGAGGAACUCAAAAGAGACAAUUGUUUGAUGUUUGUGUGGUUGGUUGGUUGAUUCGUUGUUUAGGGUUUGGAAGUUUCUGCACUGGGGCCAUGCACUGAGCCACCUCCAAACACCCACCGAAGCCCACGGGUCGGCGAACAUCCAGAGCCACGUGUUAGCACAUCACUCAGAACAACGAACCCUGCCAGAAGAAAGCAAAUGCUGUUUUACUUCAAAUCAUGGAUGCUGCAAUCAUAUGAUAUUUGCUAAGCUGCCAAACAUGUUUAUUUAGCAGAUACUGUAUGGAAUUUUCUGAACACCUCUUUAACAUGAGGAAGGUUGUCCUGCUAAAGAUGCAAUUCAGCUCUUCCUUUUUUAUUACUAUUUCAAAUAUAUCUAUAUAUUAAACUUAGAUGAUAUUCAAAAUUGAAAAGCCAAUGUUAAAACUGGUUUCUUGGUUUGGACGGGUUAUGUUUGGGUUAGUUUUAUUUGCUUCCUGGUUUCCACUUAGAUUCUUUGGGAUGAUUUGAUAGCUCCAGUGGUCCUGCUCAUCUCUUUCAUGCCCUCACUCAGAGAAACAGCAUAACAGCAGCGGAAUAAGUCAUGUUUGAAAGAGGUUUUAUACUGAAUUUCAUUUAGUUUUCAGUUUUUAAAGGGGGGAAAGGCGUGGCAACUCUCCCCAUAGUGAGCUGUUUAUUUAGAUUUCAUUAAGGGAAAAAAAUGAUGGUGAGAAGCACGCUCUUUUCAACUUGUUUGGUACUGACAGCUGAUAGAAGUUAUUUUCUAAUAAUAAAUAUCCAGUGUGUGAAAGACAAA